Molecule: messenger RNA, 7432 nt
Organism: Girardinichthys multiradiatus
Lineage: Eukaryota; Metazoa; Chordata; Actinopteri; Cyprinodontiformes; Goodeidae
Gene: diras1b
Product: DIRAS family, GTP-binding RAS-like 1b
Exons: 3
Coding region: 253-849 (198 amino acids)
Biological process (GO): signal transduction
Cellular component (GO): plasma membrane
Molecular function (GO): GTPase activity; GDP binding; GTP binding
Source: RefSeq, a predicted model, not a curated record
AUCUGCGAGAAAGAAAGAGAGAGAGAGAGAUGAGCAGAGAGACUGAGAUUGCGUGUGCGUGUUUCUCCGUGUGUUUGAGUGUGUUGGUGGUGCUGGGAUUCGGACGACAUGAGCUCUACAUGAAUCGUGUAAAAAUGCUUUAAGAUUUUUAUAUUUGACCCCUCCGAACCGAGGACGAGCCUGAAGCGGAGCCGUGUAUAUAAAAAUCCAUCACGACCAGGUACAAUACUGUCUUAAGCCUGCAGAGGCAGAAUGCCGGAGCAGAGCAACGACUACCGUGUGGUGGUGUUCGGAGCGGGAGGGGUGGGGAAGAGCUCCCUGGUCCUUCGCUUCGUUAAGGGCACGUUCAGGGACACCUACAUCCCCACGGUGGAGGACACCUACCGGCAGGUGAUCAGCUGUGAUAAAAGCGUGUGCACCCUGCAGAUCACAGACACCACAGGCAGCCACCAGUUCCCAGCCAUGCAGCGCCUCUCCAUCUCCAAGGGCCACGCCUUCAUCUUGGUCUACUCCAUCACAAGCAAACAGUCUCUGGAGGAGCUGAAACCCAUUUAUCAACAGAUUCUGGCUAUAAAAGGCAAUGUGGAGUCCAUCCCCAUCAUGCUUGUGGGAAACAAGAGUGAUGAAACCCAUCGUGAGGUUGAGACCAAGGACGGGGAGGACCAGGCCAACCGCUGGAAGUGCGCCUUCAUGGAGACGUCGGCCAAGACCAACCACAAUGUCACAGAGCUCUUCCAGGAGCUCCUUAAUCUGGACAAGAAGAGGAACAUGAGCCUCAACAUCGACGGCAAGCGCUCUGGGAAGCAGUCCCGCGCAGAGAGACUGAAGGGCAAAUGUACCGUGAUGUAGAUCCGGGAGAGGAGAGGAGAGGAGAGGAGAGGAGAGGAGAGGAGAGGAGAGGAGAGGAGAGGAGAGGAGAGGAGAGGAGAGGAGAGGAGAGGAGAGGAGAGGAGAGGAGAGGAGAGGAGAGAUAAAGAAGAAGGACAGGACAAAGAAGAGACUCUUUGUAUCAAAUCAAAGCAAAAAUGUUGCGAUGGCAAUAGGAAUCCUACUAUCCACAUCCUCCGUUUGUUUGAGUUGGGAAUUCAACAACACAACACAUCCGGACGAAGGAGAUACUCAGAGGUGUUUGGCUGAGUGGGUGGAGGUGAGAAGGUGGCACAAAAUCAAAGAAAUGUUCAGUAGACAAGUAAAGAUGGAAACACCGAGCCUAUGGAGAUUUGGAUGAACUACGUGCAGUAAAAUCUCAGAAUGAUCACAUUAUGGCACCAUAAUCAAAACAGAAUAAAGUUCCCUGAUUAGUUGAAACCAUUUAUUAUCUCAUUUGGCCUCUAAAUCUGUGCUUCUCUGCUCACACCUAGACUCUUCCUCGGCCUCCCAUCACUUCCAUCUACUGCAUUUCCACUAUUCCAGCAACUUUAGAAAAAAGCUAUUGUUUAUUUUAUUUAAGAUCAGUCAUCAGGUAAAAAUGUAAUUGGUCCAUUAUGCUACUAAAUGUGGGAAUCACACAUCUGAGACUGCCAGCAUGAGCAGCACUCAGCAGAACAUACAACCCAGGCACGUCCCAGAGCCACAACAGUGGACUUUGAUGUAUAUAACCAUGGAGAUGUGUAAAUAUCUUCCAUCUAGCCUAAACAUGUUCAGCCUCAACUCACAGUCAGUCCAGUCACAGAAACGGAGCAACUCAAGUCUGAAACAUUAAUGACUCAUCUCAUUGUUCCUCCUCAAAGAUGGAAAAAAAGAUUCAUUUAUCAGCUGGUCUUGUAAAACACUUAUCAACCAAACCUCCAAAAAUCAUCAUCGGAAAUGAGGAUGUGUCUUGUUGUACACUAAAAUAUGCAACAAUCCUUUUAAAACUUUCAGAAAGUGCAGAAUAACAGAGGAGGAGGAAGAGGAACUCACGUAAGGACAGAGGAAAAACAUGGCUGCCUUGUAUACUAGGAUGGUACACUUGGAUAAUCAUUGCCAAGCUGGAAAGAAGAAUGGAAACAUGGGAAGCGGUCAAGAAUAUCAGCUUGCUUUGGCACUUUUCAUGUGAAAAUUUCUCUUUAUGCCUUUUUCUUGUCUGUUUGUUUUAUAAUGAUCUUUAAGAACCAUGCCAAGUGGGAAAGAAAUCCUUAAAUUCAAAGCACACCUAAGGAGGGAAAAAAUAGGAUGACAUAAAAAAACAUGCUCCAUGAAGAUUAUUCAGUGAACUGCAAAUCUUGUUUCUCCUUUGCUGGUUUGAUUAUAAAUACAGAGCAGACAAAUUUGAACUUCUGGUACAGAUGUGUUAAGACGCUUUAAAGUAUAACCAGGCAAUGGAAGAGGGCGCACAAGCACUAUAUAAAAGAUUUUUAUUAUUUUUCCGUCAUGAAUACGUUUUUUAUUGCCUGUAUGUAUAUGCAGUCAAUGGGAAGUUGGGACCCACGUGUUGAGUAGGCGCCCCCUGCUUGGUGCUUAGAAAAGGCAGAUUAGGCUAUAUUUGCUGGCUGUAACACUGAGCCCAUGUUAGGUGAGGUAUAAAUUAUCUUGUGACUUCUUCGCUUCAUUUAGCUGGAGUGUCUGAGCUCUGCCUUCAGCUAAGUCCAAUUGGGAAAUCUUGCAAAAUUACAUUUUCACAACUUUCACUGUAGCGGAGGUUUGGGAUGGGAGAAGUAGAGGCUCGCCCAUUGCACCAUUCAUGCUAAACAAUUGCCAAAAAAUAAAGACAAGAUUUUAAAAGUUUAUUUAUUCAGAAUCACUAAUACAGUAAAAUAUGGAUUUAUUUUAUACAUCUUUUACCGGGGAUUUGUCUGCUACUGUAUCUUCAUCCAUUUGUCCACAAAUGGGAAGCAGAAGACGGGAUACGCACGCAUGUAAGAAUCACGCAUGCAGUUGUCAAUAAGAGCAAAUUGCUCUGAUAGUCACUGUUUACUAACUACAUGAAGGCAAAUAGGGCUCACUCAGCUUAAAUGCCCUCAUAUUGCACUUUAUAUCACAAUUACACUCACACAUAUUUAAUUUGCCAUGUUUCUCCACCUAAAAGAUCUACUGUAAGUCCAAAGUGUAUACAUAUAUUAAGAGAGUUAUACACACAUACACCCUUUUCAUGCAGGAGUUUCUUAAAGUUGAACACAGGACAACCGAAAGCACAAUACAUUUUCCGAACAUAUCUUUCUGUGCAUUUUUCAUGUUUUUGUUUUGUUUCGAUAUCUUUUGUUAUCUUAGUGUAAUGUCAUCAAAGGUUGCUGUCAUUCUCAUUGUUCUAGUUGUCCAGUACAUUAGCACAAUGAAGUUGUGGCUCUGCUGAGCAACAGGGUAUUGGUUGGCUGUGUUUGCAGAGCGUAAUCUGAGCUGGGUGAUUCAGAGUAUCUGUUCACUUUCUCUCCAUUUUCUCAGGUUAGGCUUUUAACAACAAUUAGUGUCAAGGAUAACCUGCUUGUGUACUUUUUAAACCCAAAGACACAGAUGACAACCCAUUUUAACUGUAUUCAUCCCUCAUUGGGGAGGAACAAAAAAAAAAGAAGCAAAAAGCACAGCAACUGUUCCUCGUCCGUCUCCACCUCUGUGUUUUUGUGCAGCAGGACCAACGACUGGGCACUUUAGGGGGACAUUUUACUUGAAGACCUGCUUAUUAAUCAGCACAUUUAAAAGCAUCGAGUGAAAUGACCUGUCAGCAUACCCAAACAUGCUUCAAAUGCGUAGUUAUUGUAAAUACGCAUUGUCCUUGUGGACUGAAAAGCGCUUCAAGUAAGAUGUUGCCCAUGUAAUAAAAAAGCUGUAACACUAUCAUUCUGGAAAUAAACUCUUUGUAAGCAGGAAGUGCUGGUACUCUAGUUGCAAUGUACUGUAAUUUUCUGUUUAAUAACAUUGCUCAUGUCAUCUUGCUAAUGAUGCAUCAGCUCUUCAGAUUUUUCGGUUAGAUGCAAAGAUGUGAAUAUGUAACUAGUAGGUUCCACUUCAUGGCUGUUACUACUUUUUUUUUCUUUUUCUGAAUGUAUUUGUUGUUAUUGCUGUGUUGUACUUUGCACUAAUGUGAGGUCCUCUGAAACUCCAACAUUACCUUGUAAACGUACCCUUUACAUGUUAAAGGCCAGGGAUGCUUAGCUUAAUUUUCAUUUGUAACAUUUUUUGAGACCAGAUAGAUGGGGUGCAGCUGACAGGACAUGCGCAAUGAUUUUUAGGCCCACCUCUGGGAACCGAUCUAAUCUAAUAGAGGCACAUACUGCAUAAAAAUCAGCUUGACACGCCUGGUUGAUUUACGCAAAUGCCAGGUUGCGUGCGCAUGUUUGUGCAAUCUGUUGUUCUGCUGACGUUAACAGGAGACUGCUAUUGUACACGUCCCUGCAUGGAAUAUGAUACACCGGAGAGCAGGUGGUGGGGGUAACAAUGAGGCAGCAUGUGAGAACUGGAUGGAUGGCAGAACAGGGGAGCGAGGGAGGCAACCAGGCUAUUAAUAAACAUGGUGUGAAAAUCUGAAAUUCAACUGUGCUCGCCAGGGUCUGUGUAGGGUUCAGUUGAGCUCCCACGAGUGAAAAGAAAUGGUGUUCACGUGGAGCAUAUGUGGACUGAGCGAGUUAAAUACUUGAAAGAAUCAGUACCCAUCCAAUCAUGGCUUGUGUCAUCUCAUUUAUCUGCUCAUGUGUCUGUGCAUAACAGUGAGAUCAUCCAUGUAUGUGCACUUAGUCACCUUUUUGCAAUUGUACACUUCGGCCUGCAUGAGUUGGUUGUUAGCACACCUGAGUGUUGUAUUUUCUGUUCGGACUAAUGAUAUGUUUGGCAUUUUUGGUUUACUGUUGGAGAAUGCCCACAGGUUCUGCAAGGGGCAUCUGGUGCAACACAACAUUACUCACAGAGACACACAACAGCCAUACUGGAGGUAUAGUCCUGGUUCAAAAUAUUGUCUUUGCUGAAUAGGAAGGAUGCCAUCUUAGCACCAUUAAUAAAUGCAAAUAAACCAGUUUUGUAUAAUUAUGAUAUUUUAUGCCACUGUUCUGACAUCUGACCUCCAAAUUGGACUUAUUAGAACAAGACAUUUCUAUUACUUUUAGUAAGUUAAUUUAUUUAAGCAUAAAUAUUAAAACCUAAUAAAGAAAACAAAAACAACUUGGAUAGUAAGGGAUGGGUAUUAGUCAAUAACAUAAUAUUUAAAAAUUAGGUUCUUUAAGUAUUCGUUUUUUUAAGUAUUAGUUUAUUUAGGUUUGUUUGUAUAAUGUAAGAUGUGGUUAAAGAAUAAAAAAGGAAAACCUACCCACAGUAAAGCAUGGUGGAGGUUUAUCAUGCUGUGGGUUUUUUUUAUCUGACAUUUAGGCAAUUGAAUGCAUAAAAUAAAUUUUCAAAAAUGGGAAAGAAAUCAUGAAUUGUCAGAUUUUUUGUUUAGCAAAAAUCCAGAAUCGAAAUCAAAUUAGAGGACAAAAUAUUACAUAAGUAUGGUUUACAUGACAUCCAUUCAAAAGGUUCGUGGAGAGGGAGCGAGAAGUCUCUGACGAUGUUCAGUGCCCUCUUCUUGUAGCGGCUUUGAAACAAAUCCAAGCCAUAGGGUAGGGACAGCCUAAGGGUCUUUUCAGCUCCUCUCACUGUCUUCUGCAGGCCCCUCUUCUCUGCCAUACUGCAGCUGGAGAACCAUGCUUAGAUGUGACCCGGAGUCAGAAAAUUAGGCUUUAAGUGAAGCUUGUCAGUCGUUGACAAGAUAAUGAAUCCAAACUCAAAAUGCUUGAAAGGAAAAUGAUGUAGUUAUUCUCAAAAAAAUAUUAUGAAACAGGUUCCACAUAAUUGUAUUUUGUUAUUUGAAAGCAAAAAAGAUGAGUUAAUCUUACUUUAUGAUGUUAUGUUUAGUAGAAUAAAUCAAUUCAACCCAACAAAAACCUUAUGUGUUAACUAAAAAUGAAAUGUUAACAUUUUUUAGCUUUUUUGAGUAAGCAAUAUCCCACUAUAGCAAAAAUAAAAUCGGAAAUCUUUAAACUGCUUAAAUGGAAAAGUGUCAGAAACCAGUAGACAGAGCCAAGAAAUAGCACAAUAUUUACAUCUUUUCAUUGUUACCGCUUUCAUUUAAAUUCAGUUUUGUUUAAAACAUAUGAAAGAUACAAAACUGGUAACAAAAGAUUAUGUCUGAACUUGUGACUGAUAUUAAAACAGAUUCAAAUCAGCAACGCUUGCAAAAAUACACACACACACUGCAAAACCUACUUUUUUCACUUCAUUUUUUUCAUCUCCUGACCAAACAUCCGCUGUUUGUCUAUGACAAAACUGACCCUGUUCAAAUCAGAUUAAAGAUAGCUGUAAAUAAUGCUCAAAGGAUAUAACAUUUCUAAGAAGGAAGAGGAGAGUGAAGGGAUUUUGGGUGAACUUUCUUUUUACUGUCCAAUCAGGCAUGGACUUUAUGUUCCGGCUAGGCAAUUAACUACUUACAUAUCUUUAAAAAGUGAAAUCUACAGAGAUCUAAAAUGUUCAAAAUCAAUGAGUAAAUUACAUAUUUUACAGUAGUUAAUAGUUAAAAGUAUUAGUUUUGAUCAAAUUACAGAUUAAACACUGAGCAACCUUGUCAAGUCUUAAUUAUAGUUUUUAAUUACAUUAGUUUAUUACAUUAAACUCUCAACAUUAUUUGUAUUAUUAGAUAUUUUUUUGAUAAAAGUAACGAUUUGGGGCUGUAUAGACAUUGUUAUUGGUGGCAAACAGAUACUGUAGUAACCAUUGGUUAGCCACAUGUUUCUGGGUACUUUCUGCUCACGAAAGGUUUCACAAUGCACAGCCUAAGAGACUUUGUUCCAAAGCAGCAUGAAAAUGAUUGAUUAAGAUACAUUACAAAAUACGUUACAAACGUUGUGGUUUAUUGAGCCUCUCUCUCCCAAGAAAAGCCAGUUUAUAAUCCUGUUCAGCUGAGUUUCAGAUGAAAAAACAGAGCUGCAGGACACAGAUUUAAAAAAAGAAACAAGCCCACCGACUCCUGCUGACCUCUCCAUGAUCUUGUAUGAUCACCUCCGAUCCUCAUGGGCUGUUUUGAGCAGGGCUCGGGGCGUGAAGUGGUGGCACAUUGACUUUGCGGAUCAUGUAGUUUGGUAGUAUCCUGUCGCUCUGGCUCUUCAUUCCUGCAUGGUCCCUUUUGGUGUUCCAGCCAGCAUGAGAACAAGGACACAAACUGUGAAAAACAUCUUUGUGAUUUUAGCAAAGAAAUUCUUUUUUGACAGUUAUGGGUUUAAUUUUGGCAAAUAGUUCAAUCCUUUUUAGCAUUUUUCCUUUUGUAAAGUUUUUUUUUUUUCUCUUUUUGGAACUUUUUUUCAUUCAGCCAAUUUUAAUGUGUAGAUAUUUAUUCUAGCAAUAGUCUUCCUAUUAAGAUAUACUGUGCUGAUGCAUCCUCUGAAUAAUGGAAACUAGCAUAUAGAAAUAAAUAUAUAAAUAUAUAUAUAUAUAUGUAGAUGACAAUAAUCAAUUCUGCAAAAUGAUUUUCAUAAUAAAAUUUGAACUGAGCAGUGUA